Messenger RNA from Chenopodium quinoa (quinoa), 5013 nucleotides. Its product is annotated as chaperone protein DnaJ 1. The coding region runs from base 3541 to 4944 and encodes 467 amino acids. Gene Ontology annotation, molecular function: ATP binding; heat shock protein binding. Lineage: Eukaryota; Viridiplantae; Streptophyta; Magnoliopsida; Caryophyllales; Amaranthaceae. Gene Ontology annotation, biological process: protein refolding; response to heat. The transcript is spliced from 11 exons. The record is from RefSeq and is a predicted model, not a curated record. Gene Ontology annotation, cellular component: cytoplasm.
UUGUCGAAUUAAUUUUUUAACUAAUUUUUUUGGUGCAUGCAAUUGAGGUUUUGAUUAUCUUUGAUAAUGCUGUAUUUUGUAUUUGGAUUAUGAUAAUAGUACUCAUAAUACUCAUUUUAUUGACACCUUAUUUUAAAAGUUUUUUUUUUUGUGGGUUCUUUUGGUAUUUUGUGGAAUUGAAUGCCAUAUUUAAAGGGUUUAAUCUUAUAUGAACAAAUAGCAUACUGAUACUAUUACUAAUACUUUAAAUAUUUCAGAACUCGAAUUAGAACUCGAACUUAGAAUGUGAAACAUGUCUUGCUGGAUGAUACUAAUAGUUGACUGUUGUUAAGAGUAUUAAGACUGAAGAAAUGAUAAGCUUUUUGGGAUUAUAGAUAUUUAGUCCAUUGGAUGAACCACAAUCAUAUACUUGUAUGAAGCACUUUUAAUUUACAAGUACUAAUUUCAUUGGAUUUAUUGUCUUCCCUCUCAACAAUGUUUGUGCUCUGUUAAACUAGUCAAGUGGCUAUGCUAAAAUGAAUUACUUUGCUAUCCCAAAACACGUAAACGGGCACAUCAUUAGAAAUUAUUUUGUGUUGGUGCUGAUGACUAUUGAGUUUGUGCUCCAAAAGUUUAUACAUUCCUUAAGUUAGGAUAUUUGAAUUCCAAAUGUAGUUGAUUAAUAUUAAGGAACAAGAACUUAGGAUCCCUAGCAUGUUUGUAAUCAUGCCCAUCACCUAGUAAAGUACCCUUUCUAAAGUGGAUUUAUAUACUGCCAUUAUCAUCACUCGCUUGUUGCUUAUCUAAAGGUUGCUAUGGGGUAGGACGCAAUAGAGAGGGAUGAUAAUGAAUGCAUUUUAUAUUUUCACCCAAAUCUAAUAUUGGGCAAAUUGGCUUUUGAGUUGCUCAAUUUUUUUUGUAAAAAUACUAAAAUGAUGCAAUUUAGUAAUGGAGUUGAGAAAUAACCUUUGAGGUUCAUCAAGGGCCUAUAUGAGUGGAAGAAGCAGUGCUUUUGUGCUGGUGGGGGAAUGCUGUUCAUCCAAUCUUGUUUGUCUAUUUAUGCUAUAUAUAUAAGUUUUAAUCUAUGCCUGUUCAGAAUUUCUAUGGCAUAUGCAACUUUGCAAGUAAGAUUGAGAGGUUAAUGAUGGAAUAUCGUGGUUUGGGUCUAGUGAUGUGAGGAGGACCAUUUGGUGGGGUGGGAUUAGUGCGUCCUCUGAAGAUGGCUGAAGGAGGUUUGCUUAUUGGAAGACUAAUGCCUAUACGAAUAGUGAAAUUUAUUUUAUGCAACAAAGUUUCUCAAACUGCAUCAAUAAUAGCCCUUUUGCUUUUUCAGAAAAAAAAAUCUGUUGGUUUUGCAGUGUGAAAGACUUACCAAAGCUCAUGAUAAAAUAACAAAUGAAUAAAGCAAGUAUGUUCUAUCUGGAGGUGGCAAACGUGUUGCAUCUGUCAUGUUCGUGCUGGAAGUUAAACGGGUCGGGAAACCUUAACACUAACCCAACCCAUUUAAUAAUGUCGUGUUGACUCAUUUAAUUAAAUGUAUAAGAAACUCUUGACAAUAACCCACUUUUUUCAUGUCCGAUUCGCUAUGUUACAUGGACUCGGGAAUGGGUGUCGGACACGGAUCCAUGUCCAAGUGUCCUAGAAUUUUAGGACACGGGGACUCUGUGCGAUAUUUGGACACGGGUACGGGGACACGUCAAUACACAGUUAAAUAUAUAUAAAUAAAUUAUAUAUUACAAAAGCUUUAAAUUUUUCAUCAUGUCUACCCCUAUUUUUUUUAAAAAUAAUUCUUUCCUUGGUAAAUUCUCCUAAUAAAUGGCAAUUUUCUCCUCUUCAUCUUAUCUAUAUUAAUGGUGGUUUUCGAACCAGAUAUGUUUUUCUUUCAUGUUUCUUCUCUUUUUUCCUCUCCUCUCUUAAUGGAAGUGUCCGAGUGCCAAGUGAAGGACCGGACACGUGUUCCGUGUCAGUGAAGUGUCAUGUCAUUAUGUUUGCUAUACGGAAAAGUGUAAGGCCCAUUCUACAUAAUUGUUAUUAAUCCAUAAAAUAUUGGGGUUUUUUCUUUUCUCAAGUAGAUUGAGUCGUGUUAAUUUCGUGUUGGGAAUUUCAACACUAACUUGACCUAUUUAAUUAAUUAUGUCGUGUCGUGUUGACCCGUUAAAUAAAACGUGUCGUAGCCCCUUGACACUAACCCAAUUUUUUCGUGUCUAGUUCACUUGCAAGCUCUAUUUCUCUUUGGUAAUGUAACCCUUUUGAUCUAAAUAUGCAUUUAAACAGAAAUGAAGCUUGGAAUUAUGUAAUUUUAGUUGUGUUUGAUAACUAUUAUACAUAAAGGUUGGGACUGUUCUAGCGUUCUUAGUUGGCUUGUUUUGAUGUGCAAAAAUAUUUUAUCUAUACUUUGUAAUUAAAAUCACAAACCACAAAUUAAUCAUAUGCCACAUGUCACCACAAAUCACUUUUAUACCACAUGUCACCACAAAUCACUUUUAUACCACAUGUCACCACAAAUCACUUAUAUACCACAUGUCACUACAACUUACUUAUAUGCCACAUAUCACCUCUCUUAAUAUUUCCUUUUUAUAUUCUCUUAAAUAAUUUUUUUUAAACAAAAAGUUUAAUAAUGCUCAAGUCUUUAUGCAUUCCAUAGCUUACAAAUUUAAGUACGAAUAUAAAGUGUUUCAUUUCCACCAUAAUAUAAUAAGGGCCACUUCACUUCGCUUCAGCUCUAAUCAGUUCAGUUCAGUUCCUAAUUUCCUUCUCUCAUAAAAUGUUCAGUUUAGUCCAAUAAAUGUGAACAUACCCUAAAACAAUAGUGCACGUUACAUAAACAUAUGAAGUGCAAUAAUUCUUUUCAUCUCCAUCUUAAACGUAAAAUAUAACUUCAAUCAUAUGUCAUUUUAUAUAUUAUUACUUAAAAUAUAAUUUGAUUCCUUUCAUCUUCUUUGACAUUUCCACCCUCAUUAUUUUUUUUUUCAAACUUAGCUCUUAAUAUUUCAUUUUUUAUAUUUCCUUUGUUAGCACUUAGCCGUGUAGCGUGUAUGACUGUAUACUUCCUUUGUUAGCAUUGUAGCAUUAAAAAAAAAACACAGAUGGAAUACAAAACAGAAUCGACGCAUAACACAACUAAGCAACACAUUACAAGAAAAAUAUCCUAAGUAAUAUCCUGUGCAUUGAACAGGCCAAAAGGCAAGUUUAAGUUAAAAUAUAAUUCAGAAGAGUUAUGAGGGGACCAAAAUCCUACCAAACCCGAGAUUCAAAAAUAGAAGUUUCACACUUUAAUCACACAUUAACUUAGAAAGGGAAACACUAGGGAAAGCCCGGUGACUGUCAAAGAUAUGAUAAGCCCCGUGACUGAAGAUAGCAAUUUUUUGUGCAAGAAAGUUGAGGAAAACUACCAGCCACAAUAAAUAUGAUCAUGCUCCUCAAAUCAAAGUGCCAUCUUAACAACAGACUGCAUAGCUUAUCACAAAAUUUGCCCCAAUUCCUGGUCUCCCAGACCUCAUCUUCUGUACUUGCUGAUGAUUUAAACAGUUAAAAGAGUAAUCCGAUAAAUCCAGACAAACUAUGAGAGCCUUUAACAAAGAAAAUCCACUGUAUUACUGCAAGAAAAAGUGUUUUAUUGUCUUUCCACAGGCAAAACAAGAAGGUAAACAGUACCAUCCAGACAAAACUCCAGGUUCGGAGGACAAAUUUAAAGAAAUAAGUGCUGCAUAUGAGAUACUCUCAAAUAAAGAGAAGAGAGAAUUGUACGACCGUUUUGGUGAAGCAGGUUUGCAAGGAGAGUCGAUGGGUCCAAGCUUUGAUGCCCAAGAAGUGGACCCUUUUCAAGUCUUUGAUUCAAUAUUUGGUGAAGCAGAUGGAUUUUUUGGAGGUCGAGGCAUGGGUAGAAGCAAAAGCAAGCUUAAUCUUGAUAUCUGGUCUGAUCUUAAUUUGACCUUCGAAGAAGCAGUGUUUGGGGGAAAGCAAGAAAUUGAAGUUCCCUAUUUGGAGACAUGUGAUGUAUGUGGUGGUACAGGAGCUAAAUCGACCCAUUGCAUCAAAUCAUGUACCAAAUGUGGAGGCAGAGGAAGGGUUAUGAAAAGUCAGAGAACACCAUUUGGUGUAGUUUCUCAGGUGUCUACAUGUCUAAGUUGUGCAGGAGAUGGCAAGGUUGUGACAGAUAAUUGCACAAUGUGUGGUGGUCGAGGGAGCAUAAGAUCCAAGCGGACCUUUGAUGUAGAUAUCCCACCAGGUGUUGAUGAUGGGGCUACAAUGCAACUACGAGGAGAGGGUAACAUAGAUAGAAACAGGGGUAUUCGUGGAGAUCUGUACUUGGUACUCCAUAUUAAAAAAAAACAUGGAAUUUGGAGAGAAGGUCUCAAUCUAUUCUCUAGAGUCAAGAUAAGUUAUACUGAGGCGAUAUUGGGGACUGUGGUCAAGGUGGAAACUGUUGAGGGUUUGAAGGAACUUUAUAUUCCCUCUGGAAUUCAGCCUGGAGAUGUUGUAAAAUUACAAUCUUUGGGAGUUCCAAAACCUAAUGAGCGCUCUGGAAGGGGUGAUCAUGUGUUUAUUGUGGACAUUCAAAUCCCCAAAAGAAUCAGUGACAGAGAAAGGGAAUUGGUUGAAGAGUUGGCUUCUCUCCAGGCAUCUUCUGAAGAAUUCUCAACUUCUAUUGAUGAUAAUAGCAGACAGACUGUACACAAAUUAAACCAGAGAGGAAUUCCUGGGAGAUCAUUAUGGAAGUCAGUAGGACAAUUGUUUCGAAGAGAACGGCAGUCACGAACUGGUUUUUCAUCUGCAACUUUGGGAAUGACGUCCACAUUAUGCAACCGUGGCAAACUGAAUCCUCCAAUAUCAUUUUCGUGUUUUGCUGUAUUUUUGUUUACAUGUAUCUUUACUGUAGCAACUAGAUCUAGUAAUAGGAAAUCCAUCCAAACAAAUUCAACUACUCAAUUCACAGCAGCUAAUCCUGUUAAAAAGAAGCAUUGAAUGUACAAAUGUUUUGCUUUGCUACAUGUUGAUCUUUAUGGGAGGAGAGCCAGAAGUCCCUUUAUAUUA